This is a messenger RNA of Scatophagus argus, 1571 nucleotides long. Its product is annotated as CD9 antigen-like. Lineage: Eukaryota; Metazoa; Chordata; Actinopteri; Scatophagidae. The transcript has 8 exons. The record is from RefSeq and is a predicted model, not a curated record. Gene Ontology annotation, cellular component: membrane. The coding region runs from base 216 to 890 and encodes 224 amino acids.
CCCCACGCCCCACCCCUGACUUGCUAAGAAUACCCAGGUGAGCCGUCCAGGGGUGUGGUUCACAGAAAAAUCCUUCAGCUAUACCUCCCCUCUUACCGCUCUGUCCUCGUUUUCUUUUUCCCACGCUGAUAAAGGAGAAGAAGGUUUGACCCUUGAAACAGAAAACACUCACUUUUGGAUUUUUCUUCUUUACAAAUCAACUGAAUCUUGGAGCCAUGGGGGGACUGCAGUGCAUCAAAUACCUGGUGUUUGUGUUCAACUUUCUCUUCUGGCUGGCAGGUACUGGAGUGCUGGCUGUGGGCCUUUGGCUGCGUUUUGACUCCAGGACAGCAGGACUGUUUGAAGGAGAGGAGUCGCCUACAGUCUUCUUCACUGGUGUGUACAUCCUGAUCGCUGCGGGGGCUCUGAUGAUGAUCGUGGGCUUCCUCGGAUGCUGCGGCGCCAUUAAAGAGUCGCCGUGCAUGCUGGGAUUGUUCUUCCUCUUCCUGCUCCUCAUCUUCGCUGUGGAAGUGGCUGCCGGGAUCUGGGGCCUCUCCAAUAAAGACAAGGUGGUGGAGGAUGUUACAGAGUUCUAUAAGCAGACCUACAACAACUACAAAGACACCAGACAGGAAGCACUGAAGGAGACCCUGCGUCUCAUCCACUUUGGACUGAACUGCUGCGGCCCCACAGGGACUGUGAUCGAUGCUGCCAGAGAUAUCUGCCCCAAGAAGGAGGGACUGGAGGCCCUCAUCACCACGAGCUGUCCGGCUGCCAUCGACGAGAUGUUCAACAACAAGCUGCACAUCAUCGGCGGGGUCGGCAUCGGUAUCGGUGUCAUCAUGAUCUUUGGGAUGAUCUUCAGCAUGAUGCUCUGCUGUGCCAUUAAGAGGUCCAGGGACUUUGUCUGAACAGCCACAAAAAAACCACACACACACAAAACUCCCUCUUUAACUUACCUCUGCUUUAGAGUUUGUAUCAGUUUAAUAACCUUAAUCGCCAUCCUUCAUACUCCACCCAUACUGGAUGGCCAAGUCGACCUGUGAGAGUAUGGAACCUGUGCUAUGACCUAAAUUUUUGUCUCUUUGCCACUCUGGGUACAAAUAAAAUCUCCCCUCAGAUUGUGCAAAGCAAAUCGAACAAAGGGGUGUUUUUUGUUUUUUAUUCAGUCUGGUAUCUAAUUUAAUGGAUUCAACUUUUCAACACAACACACAGAACAGGUUGAUCACUGGCAGGAAGAAAGAGACAUUAACGACUCUGCUGCCCUCUAGAGGACGUUGAGUCCUAUUAACAGCUGUUGAUUUUGUCAGCUCUGCACUGUUGGAUAAUAUUGACUUCAGUUUAUGUAACAUUGUGUGUUAAGUUUGCCUGUGGUCAUUUGUAAUCUAACGGGUCUAUUUGCAGCUAACUGAAUUUUACUGUGAGGACUCAUUUUGUUUUAAAUUUUGCUCAUUCCUGAAGUUAAACAUUUGAUGCUUUUGAAUUUUUUUUAUAUGUAAAAGCAGAACUGUGGCGUUUUAUGCAAAUAUUAUGAAGAAUGCAGUUCAAAUAAAUCUUUAAAAAGGCCAAAUAAAUGAACUAAUGAACACCUG